GGUGGAGCCAUGGACCUUCCAAUUCCAAAUAAUAUUAUUAAUUAAUUAAUAAUAUUAAUAUUGGGGUUCGUAGUUCGUACAGUACAGAAACUGCAAAUUGGACAGACAGAGGAAUGACUUUCUUUCGUUUUUUGGAAAAUAAUAUGUAUCAUGUAAAUAUUCAUCAAAAAAUAUAUAUACAAGGAGAACAACACUCGAAGAUGAUUUCUUAUUAUUUUCUAGACUAGACUAGACUAGAAGAAUGAUUCUUCUUCUAAGAAUCCAAGUUUACCAUUUGGUUUGUGUAAGAAAUUUAUCAAAAUAUUGGGAAUGUGAAGCAGCAAGCAAAUGACGAAGCAGCAGCAAGCUCUGAGGAAUGUGUUGGACAAAUUUCCCCAUUCAAAUAUAAAUAUAAUCCUCCAAUGCCUCGGUUCGACUACUACUACUACAUGCCAUGCACGACAGGCUCAUGCCCACAUCCUCAAAACUGGCCUAUCCAACCAUGCUAAUCUCACCACCAAGCUCCUCUCUCUCUACGCCAACAACCAUUGCUUCCAUGAAGCCAGCCUCAUCCUUGACUCCGUCUCCGACCCCAACGUCUUUACCUUCUCUACUCUCAUCCAUGCCUAUUCAAAACUCAGUCGCUUUGCUGAUGCGCUCCGACUUUUUUCUCGUAUGAUAUCUCAUGCCCGCCUUCUGCCUGAUGCUCAUGUUUUCCCUAGUGUCUUCAAGGCUUGUGCUGGACUACGGGCCUUCAAACUCGGCCAACAGGUUCAUAGCUUUGCAUCCGUAUCUGGGUUUGCUUUUGAUUCUCUUGUCCAAUCCUCUUUGCUUCAUCUCUAUCUCAAAUGUGACCGUCUUAGAGAUGCCCACAAUUUGUUUGAUAAAAUUGCCCAACGGGAUGUUGUUACAUGGAGUGCUUUGAUUGCUAGUUAUUCAAGACGUGGAUGCAUACAUGAGGUGGAACAGCUCUUUUAUGAGAUGAGGUCUAUGGGCGUGGAACCCAACUUAGUGUCUUGGAAUGGUAUGAUUGCCGGUUUUAACCAUAGUGGGUCAUAUAAUGAGGCGGUUUUCAUGUUCCAAAAAAUGCAUUUUGAAGGCUUCCAGCCUGAUGGGUCUAGUAUUUCUAGUGUUCUGCCGGCUAUAGGAAACCUAGAGGAUUUAGUUUUGGGGAUCCAAAUUCAUGGUUAUGUGAUCAAGCAGGGUUUCAAUUCGGACAAGUGUGUGGUCACCGCACUUAUCGAUAUGUAUGGCAAGUGUGCCUGCACCUUAGAAAUGUCACAAGUUUUUCAUGAAAUAAAUGAGAUGGACAUAGGUGCUUGCAAUGCAUUCAUUACAGGUCUCUCGCGAAAUGGUCAAGUUAACAAUGCACUGGAGGUAUUCCGGCAAUUCAAAGGCCAAGGGAUGGAAUUGAAUGUUAUUUCUUGGACAUCAAUGAUCGGCAGUUGUUCUCAAAAUGGGAAAGACAUGGAAGCUUUAGAACUUUUCAGAGAGAUGCAAAUUGUGGGAGUGAAGCCAAACUCCGUGACAAUUCCUUGCUUGCUUCCAGCUUGUGGCAAUAUUGCGGCACUAAUGCAUGGGAAGGCAGCCCAUUGCUUCUCUCUUAGAAGGGGAUUCUCUAAUGAUGUGUAUGUAGGUAGUGCAUUAAUUGACAUGUAUGCAAACUGUGGAAAAAUCCAGUUGUCUCGGCUUUGUUUUGAGAAAAUGCCCACAAAAAAUUUGGUGUGCUGGAAUGCAAUUAUGGGUGGAUAUGCAAUGCACGGCAAGGCUAAGGAAACUAUGGAAACAUUCAACUUGAUGCAGACUAAUGGACAGAAGCCUGAUUUUAUCAGCUUCACUUGUGUAUUAUCUGCAUGCAGCCAGAAUGGCCUAACUGAAGAAGGGUGGUAUUACUUUAAUAGCAUCUCACAAGAGCAUGAUAUGGAAGCUAGGAUGGAGCAUUAUGCUUGCAUGGUAACGCUUCUUGGUCGGGUUGGAAAACUUGAAGAGGCUUAUUCUAUGAUUAAGACUAUGCCUUUUGAACCUGACGCUUGUGUUUGGGGAGCUUUACUUAGUUCUUGUAGAGUUCACAGUAACGUGACUUUAGGUGAGAUUGCUGCCAGAGAACUCUUUAAGUUAGAACCAAGCAAUCCAGGGAAUUACAUACUUCUAUCAAACAUUUAUGCUUCCGAGGGCAAGUGGAUUGAAGUGGAUAAAGUGAGGAAUAUGAUGAAGAGUUUAGGUUUGAGGAAGAAUCCUGGCUGCAGUUGGAUUGAGUUAAAGAACAAGGUACACAUGCUACUUGCAGGAGACAAGUCACAUCCUCAAAUAGACCAAAUUAUUGAAAAGUUGGAUAAAUUGAGCAUGGAGAUGAAAAAAUUAGGUUACUCUCCUAAUACUGACUUUGUUCUCCAAGAUGUGGAGGAACAGGACAAGGAGCAGAUUUUAUGUGGGCACAGUGAGAAGUUAGCAGUAGUUUUUGGGCUUUUGAACACAAGUCCAGGUUCUCCUCUUCGGGUCAUUAAGAAUCUCAGAAUAUGUGGUGACUGCCAUGCUGUUAUAAAAUUUAUCUCCAACUUUGAAGGGAGGGAGAUUUCUGUAAGGGACACAAAUCGGUUUCAUCAUUUCAAAGAUGGAGUUUGUUCUUGUGGGGAUUAUUGGUAGAUUGAUGAAACGGUUAAUUAGGGAAAGCCAUCUUUACCAUUCAAAAGAAUAUUAAUAUGUAUCAUAUUCAAAACAUUGUCAUUCUAUUGCUUCAGUCCACAAAUUUGUAUUGACACUAAAUUAGUGUCAAAAUAGCAUUUCUCCUCUGCUGUACA
Molecule: messenger RNA, 2777 nt
Organism: Quercus robur (English oak)
Lineage: Eukaryota; Viridiplantae; Streptophyta; Magnoliopsida; Fagales; Fagaceae
Product: pentatricopeptide repeat-containing protein At1g20230
Exons: 1
Coding region: 328-2622 (764 amino acids)
Biological process (GO): RNA modification
Molecular function (GO): RNA binding; protein binding; zinc ion binding
Source: RefSeq, a predicted model, not a curated record